This is a messenger RNA of Charadrius vociferus (killdeer), 3957 nucleotides long. RefSeq names its product serine/threonine-protein kinase 10-like. The transcript is spliced from 19 exons. Gene Ontology annotation, biological process: protein phosphorylation. Bases 1 to 3957 code for a protein of 1318 amino acids. The record is from RefSeq and is a predicted model, not a curated record. Gene Ontology annotation, molecular function: ATP binding; protein serine/threonine kinase activity. Lineage: Eukaryota; Metazoa; Chordata; Aves; Charadriiformes; Charadriidae.
AUGGCUUUUCUCCGACGGCUUUUUGGCUUUUCGGAAAAAAAGAAGCCGCCAAGGCGGUACGAGCAUGUCAGGAGGGACGUGGACCCCGAGGAGGUCUGGCUGGUGCUGGGCGAACUGGGCGACGGCGCCUUCGGUAAAGUCUUCAAGGCGCAGAACAAGGUGACGGGAGCGUUGGCGGCCGCCAAAGUGAUCGAGACCCCGAGCGAGGAGGAGCUGGAGGACUACGUGGUGGAGAUUGAGAUCUUGGCUUGCUGCGACCACCCCAACAUCACCAAACUGCUGGACGCACUCUACUGGAACGGGCAGCUCUGGAUCCUGGUGGAGUUUUGUCCCGGAGGAGCCGUGGAUGCAGCGAUUUUGGAGCUGGAGAAAGGGUUGACGGAGGAGCAGAUCCGAGCGGUUUGCAAGCAGCUGCUGCUGGCGCUGCAGUACCUGCACGGCUGCAAGAUCAUCCACAGGGACGUGAAGGCUGGCAACGUCCUGCUCACCCUCGACGGGGACGUCAAACUGGCCGAUUUUGGUGUCUCAGCCAAAAACUCCAGCACCGUCCAGCGCCGGGUAUCCUUCAUCGGCACCCCGUACUGGAUGGCCCCGGAGGUGGUGCAGUGUGAGACAUCCAAGGAGAGCCCCUACGGCUACAAGGCUGACAUCUGGUCACUGGGCAUCACGUUGAUCGAGAUGGCCGAGAUGGAGCCCCCCUACCAUGAGCUGAACCCUCUCCGGGUGCUGCUGAAGAUCACCAAGUCCCAACCGCCCACCUUGCGUCACCCCACGAGGUGGUCUGAAGACUUCAAGGACUUCCUGAGGAAAUCCUUGGAGAAGAGCCCCGAGGCGCGGUGGUCGGCCAGCCAGCUCCUGCAGCACCCCUUCGUGGCAGGCAUCUCCGACAAGCGGCCACUCCGGGAGCUGGUGGCUGAAGCCCGGGCUGAUGUGCUGGAGGAAGAGGAUGAGGAGGAAGGUCCGGUCCCUUUGCCUGAGCAGGAGCAUGGAGAGUCCUCCUGCCCCGCAACCCCGGAGGGUCUACUGGAGCAUCAGCCCCCCGAUGGAGAGUUGGGGAGAGUUGGUGAGGAGCUGGGCAUCCCGUCCGACAUCCAGGCGGUGGCAGAGCCCAGGACCAAGAAAGCAUCCGACUUCUUAAAGCAAAUGAGGAGGAGGUCCUCACCUGAGCCCGUGGGCUCCAUGAGGCUCCCUGUGAAGAGGUCAUCUGAGUUUCUGAAGCUGAUGAGGCGCAGGUCUUUUUUUGGAGGGAUGAAGUCCCAAGAAACAGCUAAGGAGCAGCACAGGGCAGAGCUGAGUGGGUUGGAGAUGGCGGCGCUGGAUGCUCCUCAAGGAACCUCAGUCCCAGCAGAGUCAGGAGAAGUUCAAGGGUGUCACGAGGAGGAGACCAGCCCUGUGGGGACUCCCUGCAACGUGGCCGAGGUCCCCUCGGGGCCACAGCGGGCAGGAGAUCUUGCUGAACUGCAAGAGCAGGUUGGACUCAAGGUAGACCCCCAAGAGGAAAGCCAACAUGCUGACUUGUCACCGGUGGCCGAAACACCCGUGGAGGGACAGCUUGCAGCCCAACCGAGCCCCGUUCCGACUCCCAAAAGUGACACAAAAAAGGAGUCACUCAGAGACCCUACUCGUAACUCGCUGGCCUUGUCUGCACCCAUGGACGAGGACUGGCGCAGAGGCACAGCCAUGGGGCAGCUGGUGGCCGCCCUGGACCUGUGGACCAUGGGGACCAAAAGCCAGAGCUUCAAGUCACUGACAGAGCAUCAGCACCGGGUUACUCGGUCGUUGCUAGACCUGCGGGCUCAGGUUGCCUCCACUGGGGCUGAAGAUGGCCUUAGGAAGGAUGGUGGUGGAACAGGGAGGGCGCCCAUGGGACCUGAGGGUGUUGGGGAGACUGAGCUGGUGGAGGAGCGGGUGUCACGGGGUGAAGAAUCACUGAUGCCCAAUGUGAUGGAGGAGAUAGUGGUGGGGUCAGAUGUUCUCAGAGAGUGGCAGGAGCCCCCAGCUGGUCUGGGAGAGGCUGGAGAGAGGAACAAUGGGGAGAGAAACUCAGCCGUGUGUGACCCCUUGGACCUGGUUGAGUCGGAGGUGGGGAGGAAUGAGGAGGAAGCCACAGAUAACGCUGAAACUGAAGUGGAAACUUCUCCUGAGGAAGCCCUGGUGCCAGCAGAAGUGAAACUGGAAGACGAUGUUGUAAAAGGGUCUUUGAUUGGAGACCGUGACCCAGCAGGAGAUGCAGCCAGCCUGGGGAAAGUGGUGCUGGCAGGAGAGGAACCGGAGGCAGCUUCUGCAGCAUGUGCAGGAGAAGGACCUGCAAGUGAGGAGGCUCAAAAUUCAGCAGAGGAUUCAUCACCCAUGGAGAUCCCAGAGCCUGUGGAAGAAGAAACAGAAGAGAAAGCAGAAAACAGCCCCAGAGACAACCAGCCAGAACCUACUCAUGGGAAUGUCUGGAAAGAGCAAGAUGGAAAUGAUGGAGAGCUUGGAGAAGAUGGGGUGCAGGCUGCUCCAGCUCCUGAAUGGCCAUCAAGGGACGGACCUGGAGAGGAGAUGGGUAGCUUGGAGGGUCACGGAGCAGUGCCAGAGCCCCAGCAGGCCCUUGGUGAACAUCCAGAGGCCACAAAGACUGAACCUGCCUCACUCCAAAGGACGGUGAAGAAAACCCGGAGGUUUGUCGUGGAUGGGGAGGAGGUGAGCGUGACGACCGCCAGGACCGUGGGCAAAGCUGGGGCGAGGGAUGAGAUGGUGCGCUCGGCUCGGCGCCAGGAGCUCCGCGAGCUGCGAGUGCUGCAGAAGGAAGAGCAGCGAGCUCAGAGCCAGCUGGAGCAGAAGUUUCACCAGCAGCGGGAGCAGAUGUUUCGUCACAUCGAGCAGGAGAUGACGAGCAAGAAGGAGUUUUAUGACCGGGAGGUGGAGAGCUCGGAGCGGCGGUACCGGCAGCUGAAGGAGCGUCAGGAGCUCGAGUACACGGCGAGGCUGCGAGACGAGGCCAAGCGCCUCAAGUCCCUCCAGGAGAAGGACUGUGGGAGGAGGAUGCAAGAACUGAAGGGCUAUAGGAGAGAGGAGCAGCGGUUCCUGCAGCAGCAGCAGGAGGAACUCAACGCAGCCCUGCAGAGGAUCGUCCAGGAGCACAAGAAGAAGAUGACGUCCAUCGACUGGGAGUGCAUCAGCAAGAUCCACAGCCUCCGGAGAGCCCGCGAGUCGGUGGUGUGGAACAUGGAGCAGGGGCACCUGCAGGAGAAGUACCAGCUCUUCAGGCAGCAGGUGAAGGAGCAGCACGCGUUGCAGAGGCAGCAGCUCCGCAAGCGCCAUGAGAAGGAGACGGAGAGGAUGAACCGCUUCCACCAGCUCUUGCUGGAGGAUCUGAGGAGCCAGCAAGCGCAGGAGAAGGCUCAGCUGCUGAAAAGCCAGCGUUGCGACGCCAAAACCCGCCUGGCCCUCUUCAAGGACAACCUGAAGAUGCAGGAGGCUCACGGGGCCAAGCAGAGGGAGAAGGCCAAGCAGUUCGCGCAGCAGGAGGAGAAGCGGCAGCGAGCGGAGGUGCAGCAGCAGCAGGAGCAGCAGGCGCAGCAGUUGCAGCAGCUGCAGCAGCGGCAGGCUGAGAGCCUGGCAGAGCUGGAGCAGAUGCAGGGGGAGAAGAUGAACCUCUUGGCAGAGCAGGAGAGGCGGCAGCUGGGGCGGUUGGACCAGGAGCACGCCAUGGAGCUCAGCGAGUGGAAGCAACGACUGGCUGCCCGCAAGGAGACUGACUUCUCGGCUUCAUCCUGGACCUGCCUUAGCACCAUGAACUUGCUUGGUGAUCGCAACUCUUGGUCGAACCUGGCCGCCAUCUGCAGGUGGGACAUCCUUGAUUUAAAAGUUUUCCGGAGGCGCAGAGACCAGCGGGAUUUCUCAGCAGCGGUGCUGGGAGGAGAAAAAUCUGCCACUGCUAAGUCCAGAGCGAGCGCUGGUCAGCUGCGAAGCUGA